This is a messenger RNA of Aphidius gifuensis, 1963 nucleotides long. RefSeq names its product enhancer of split mgamma protein-like. The record is from RefSeq and is a predicted model, not a curated record. NCBI's taxonomy places the organism in Eukaryota, Metazoa, Arthropoda, Insecta, Hymenoptera, Braconidae. The transcript has 4 exons. Bases 987 to 1748 code for a protein of 253 amino acids. Gene Ontology annotation, cellular component: nucleus. Gene Ontology annotation, molecular function: RNA polymerase II cis-regulatory region sequence-specific DNA binding; DNA-binding transcription factor activity, RNA polymerase II-specific; protein dimerization activity. Gene Ontology annotation, biological process: regulation of neurogenesis; anterior/posterior pattern specification; regulation of transcription by RNA polymerase II.
AUCAACAACUUGGUGAUAAAAAAAUAAUUUUUUUUUUUACUCAUUCAAAUCUUAUUGUGUGUAUAUAUAUAGUUUUGUUUCAAGAGGACUGAGCUUUGGUUAAACAUCCGGUCUAAUGUGAUUUGUAUUAUAUGUAUAUCGCAUAUAAUUUUUAUUUAUUUAUUUUUUGCCAUUGAUACGAGUCUUUGAUUGAUACGAGAAAUUAAUCUGUAAAUAUAUAUAUUUAAAGUUUAUUUUAUAUGUGGUUAAUAUAUAUACCGGAAAUGCAGAUCGCAAAAAAUAAUAAAAAACAUUCGCACGCUUCUUUCAUAUCGUAAUUGAAGGCGUUGAAUGAUAAGAUUGAGUUUAUAUUUGUUAGAUAAAAUAAUUUUUUUUGCCGCGUUAAUGUUAUAAAGAGAUUAAAAAGUCUCAAUCGUGCAAUAAAAAAUAAUAUGAGUGAGUGUAAAGCGUGUGUACUUUUAUCAUAUCACUUAUUAAAAUUAAUAAUUUUUUUGUUUAUCAAAGUGUGAGAAUAAAUCAAACGCGUUUAAAUUUAAUUAUAUUUUGUUGAAAAGUAUAGAUAAAGUAUUUAUAUGAGAAUAUUUAUUUAUAUACAUACAUACAUCUAUGUACGAAAAUAAAAAUAUAUGUAUAAAAAAAAAAGUAGAGUGUAUUGGGGCUUGCAAAGAAAGCGGGGAGGGUCCGAUGAAAUGGCUGUCGGGGCCUACGAGUCAGUUUAUUCCGGGACUUCAUACAGUGAGCACUCACUGUCUAUAAUAAUUUUAAUAUUUUGAUUCGAAGCUUUUUUUUCAUUUCAUAAAUAUUUUUUGAUUAUUUAUAUUAUUUACUAUUGCUCAUAUUUUUAAAUAGUACUUAUCAAUUGAUUUUAAUAUUCAACAUUUACACAGUGAUAUCGGUACAGUGAAUAUAACUUGAAAAAAAAAAAAUAAUAUUCAAGAAUAUUUAUUUUUAUUUAUAAAUAAAAAUAAGAAAAAAAAACACGUGCAAUGAUGUCGUAUGAUUAUCCUCAUCCAGCUUCAAGAACUUAUCAGUAUAAAAAGGUCACAAAACCACUAUUGGAAAGAAAAAGACGUGCACGUAUCAAUCGAUGUUUGGAUGAAUUGAAAGAUCUCAUGGUUGAGGCCCUCGAGACUGAAGGUGAAAAUAUAAGUAAAUUAGAAAAAGCUGAUAUUCUUGAAUUAACAGUACGUCAUUUACAAAGAAUACAUGGAUCUCAACCAUCAUUAUCAUCACCAAGUAUUGUUGUUCCACCUCAAGAUAUUGCAACAGCUGAAAGUAGAUGGAAAUCUGGAUUUGGUCAUUGUGCAACUGAAGCAUGUAGAUAUCUUGCUUCACUUCCUGAUGAAUCUGGUGAACGUUUAGCAAGACAUCUUGCAUCUGGAUUACAAUCAACAAGAAAUAUCAAUGUUCAGGUAAUUCCACAACCAAGAACAGUAUCACCAAUAAUAUUAAAUUCCAAUAGAAUUUGUGAAUCAAUUAAUAAUUCACCACGUUUGGCUAAUGAAUGUCAAAUGUCAAGACCAUUAUCAUCAUUACCAUUUAACAAUCAACGAAUUGCACCACCAUCACCAAUGUCACCACCAAAUUCUGAAUAUUCAUAUGCAUUUGAUAAUCAAUCACCAUCAAAUUAUGUCAUGAGAAAACGUAAUAGAACAAAUUCAACACGUCAUCAUCAUCAUCAAGCUAACAAUGAAAAUAUUGAUAUUGAAAGAGCUAAUUAUAGAAAUCUCAUGUGGAGACCAUGGUAGCAAAUUAUAUUGUGUUUUUUAUCAUUUAAGUUUUGAUUGGCAUUUUUUCUGCUUUUUUUUUUUUCUCAUUGUACAGUACACAAAGCUUUAUUGCCUCAGUUAAAUAUUUUAGUAUUUAUAAAAUAAUGUAUUUUUUAUACUCAAUUUAAUUUUAUCAUUGGCUUAGUAACAAAAAGGUGUAAGUGCCAGUCGAGAGAUAUGCUUUUUAUGUUUCA